GCGGCCCCCACCGAUGGCCUCUGCUGCUGCCCUCAUGCCCGGCGGGAGGCUGCUGAUCAAGCAGGAGCGCGAGGACGAGGAGGGGCCAUCGUCACCGCCACCGCCAUCGUCGCCGCCACCGCCGCCAUGCGGUGAUGGCGGCGGCGCCUGGCCGGGCCUCGUCGUGAAGCGUGAAGGUGGCGACGAUGUUGAUGGCGAUGACGGCGAUGGAGGAGGCUGGGCUCGCGGCCACACGGAGAAUCCGGAUGAGGGGCUGAGGGACUUUUCAUCGAUUGAAGCCGACGCCGCGGCCGCCCCCCGAGACGUGGCGGCCCCCCGCAAGCGCAGGAGGCCCAGGGAGAAGAAGACGAUCGAGGCGGCGGUGCGCCGGAUGGCGGCGGGCGCCUGCCCGGCCCGGCCCGGCGGCGGGGCGGCGCGGCGCGAGACGCGUCCCUCCGUGGUGGCCGUGGGGCCUGACUGCGGCUGCAAGCGCGAGUGCUUCGCCAAGGUGGACGAGGACUACCGCCGGGAGAUCUGCUCCCACUUCUGGCGGGAGCUGGGCCGCGGCGGCUACGACGCACAGACGGCGUACCUCUUCGGCAGGAUCCUGGUGCAGGACGUGAAGCGGCGCUAUUCCAAGAGCGCCCGGGACAAGCGCUCGUGCAGCGUCGCCUACCACGUCGCCACGCCGGCGGGCGGAGGGGGGGGCGGAGGAGGAGGCGACGUGCAGGUGUGCAAGAAGGCGUUCGCGAGCAUCUACGGGAUAUCGCGCGGCCGCAUCGACGUGCUCGUGUCCAAGAAGAAGAAGAUGGUGGCGAGGGGAGAGGCGCCCGCGGCGGCGGCGGCGACGGCGGCGGCGGUGACGGCGGCGGUGACGGCGGCGGCGGCGGCGACCGCGGUGACGUCGCCGCUGCCACGCGACCGCCGGGGCCUACGCAAGGGCCGUCCGCGAGCCCUCGCCGAAAUUCUUCGCUUCCGGGCCGCGGCUGAGACUGCCGCCGCCGGUUUCAAGAGUCAGCCGAGGGAGCAGCGGCCCUGACGCUCCCCGCGGAUCGUCGCGGCGCCGUCACCACGGCGAGCUGCGUCCGGCGCGGCCGUCCGGAACGCUCUCUCCCGCUCCGGGAGCUGCGAUGCACUUUGACGUCGUCGUCGUCGGCAUUGUCGUCUAAGUUGACAAACUCGUUUCUUUAGAAAUGAUUUUUUUUGCGUUUGGUUUGUUGUCCACCUUUCCUCCCCCCCCCCCGCGCACCUCCGAUGAGCAUGGUCGGUUACGUACGGUGCGAAAGAAGUUCAACGCACAUACAUACACAGAGACCCACAGACACCCAGACCCAUAGAGACCCACAGGUUAGCACGGUUGGCUACGUACAGUGUGCAAAAGAAGUUCAACAUACAGACACACACAGAGACCCACAGACACCCAGACCCAUAGAAACCCACAGAGACCCACAGAGACCCACAGGUUAGCACGGUUGGCUACGUACAGUGUGCAAGAAGAUCAACGCACAUACACACACAGAGACCCACAGACACCUAUGAAGGCCGGCACGGCACACGAGGGGGUGGCCAACACCACGUCUGGCCGCCUUUGACUCCCUAGUGGCGAUGUUUACACAGCGCACCAGGUACUAAUUUGAGGCUGAGUCGAUCUAGGGGAGGCCCAGGACCGGUUCAGAUAAUCGCCACUGGUGUUUGCUGUGAGCUGGAAUCGAACCCGGGUCGCCAGGUUCGUAGCGCAGCGUAGCGCUAACCGCUACGCUACCGCUCCCCACAACAUACAACAUACACAGAGACCCACAGAAACAUAUAUCCACAGACCCACAGACACCCACAGAGACAUCUAUAGAGACCCAUAGAGACCCACAGAUUAGCACGGUUGUCUACAUACAGUUCCAAAGAAUUUCAACGUACAUACAGAUACCCAGACACCCAAACCCAUAGAGACCCACAGAGAGGCACAGAUUAGAGCGGUUGGCACACGUAAGGCAGUGCGAAAGAAGUUCAACAAACAACCGCCAUUUGCCACUAAGUGGCGUUGACGUCACCACGACGCUUGUGCCAGGCUAUGUGCACCUUGAGGCCACGUGAAGUGUCGAACGCCCGCUGGCAGGAGGUCACGGGGCAGACCCAGCAGGUGCCACGGGUCGACUGACUGAGAUGACCGAGAUGACUGGCUGAUGCACCACCUGUGCCGCCUACUGUGCCAACUUGCUGUGCUUUAGCCACACGGCGCUCCGCUCAUUGUUGUGAGCGUCGCUCCUCCACCCUCCGUUGUUGUUGGAGGCCGACUGCCUCCAACUGCCCAGUAGCGUCCUUCACGAGCUUCCUCCACAGAGGCCGAUCUUGACACCGCUGGUACCGGUCAUCGUCAAGUCCACUCAGACAGAGACCCAUAGACACCCAGACCCACAGAGACCCACAGAGACCCACAGAGACCCACAGGUUAGCGCGUUUGUGCCACAUACGGUGGUGCGAAAGAAGUAGAGUGCGUACGAAACCGUUCACUCGACCGACCAUCGCUUCAAUUGCCCGACCGAAUGUGGGAGGAGCGCGAUGAUCGUUGGCAUGGGCUCGCCGCUGUUCUCUCUCGUGUGUGUGCCUCUGGAAGGGAGGUGAUGGCCGGGGCUUCGCGACCAGCAUCGCCAUCAUCAGCCGCGUCGUGGCUUGUCUGGUUGGGAGGGGUUGGGUGGUGCGUAGGGGCGGCCGCCAUUUUGUUUUUACAGGGGCCUGAGUAAGGGGCCGUUUAUAAAUGACGUCACGCACCUGG
Messenger RNA from Lethenteron reissneri (Far Eastern brook lamprey), 2746 nucleotides. RefSeq lists its product as uncharacterized. The record is from RefSeq and is a predicted model, not a curated record. NCBI's taxonomy places the organism in Eukaryota, Metazoa, Chordata, Hyperoartia, Petromyzontiformes, Petromyzontidae.